AUGGAAGACUACCCUAAAAUAGACUACGUUAUGGAGAGAGAAGGACUACAUAAAGUCUGCAAGUAUUCACUAGCAAAAGGCUAGCACGACCCAGAAAACCCUCAUAGACACGAGGUUAGAGACAGAACAAAGCAAAUUAAGGACGAUAUUACAGAUGUUAUAGGCAAUACUCCCUUAGUCAGAAUUAAUAACAUCACAAAAAAAGAUGUGGCUAAGUGUGAAUUCUUAAACCCAGGCGGCUCAGUGAAGGAUAGAAUUGGAAGAAGAAUGAUUGUUGACGCUGAAUUAGAGGGAAGACUACAGAAAGGAGAUAUCUUAAUUGAGCCAACUAGUGGCAAUACUGGAAUCGGCCUCGCAAUGACUGCAGCAGUUAAGGGAUACAGAAUGAUCAUUACUCUUCCUGAAAAAAUGUCGCAAGAAAAGCAAGAUGCACUUAAGGCAUUAGGAGCUACAGUCGUUAGAACCCCUACCGAGAUGCAAUUCGACAAUGUUGGAUCUCAUGUUGGAGUAGCCAUUGAACUCAACAAAAAAUUAGAGAGAUCUCACAUCUUAGAUUAGUACAAGAACCCAGCUAACCCAUUAGUUCAUUAUGAUGAAACAGCUUAAGAGAUUUAUGAUUAAUGCGGUGGAAAGGUAGACUAUGUUGUGGUUAGUGCUGGAACUGGUGGUACUUUGACUGGUAUUUCAAGAAAACUCAAGGAAUUAGAUCCAAAUAUCUAAAUCAUUGGAGUUGAUCCAGAUGGAUCAAUUUUAGCUGAACCAGCUGAGCUUAAUGCAAGUGGAAUUCAUUCCUACAAAGUUGAGGGUAUUGGUUAUGAUUUCCUCCCAAGAGUACUUGAUAGAUAGUAUACUGACAAGUGGGUCAAAGUUGAUGACCCAGAGGCUUUCUACUAUGCAAGAAGAUUGAUUGCAGAAGAAGGAAUGUUUGUAGGUGGUUCUUCAGGUACAGCAAUGGCCGCAGCAAUGAAGAUCAUCAAGGAGCUAGAUAUUGGAGAAGGAAAGAGAGUAGUUGUUCUCUUGCCAGAUUCAAUAAGAAACUAUAUGACUAAGUUUAUUAGCAAUGAUUGGAUGUAUGAGAAUGGAUUCAUUACAGAGGAUGAAUGCAUUAAGUUGAACACUUCAGAUCUAGUCGAUAAUAAAGACUGGGGUUAAGAGUUCACAGUCAAGGAUCUUUAACUCCAUGAGGCUCAUUUCUUAAGCUCUGACUUGACUGUUAAGGCUGCUAUUGACGAAAUCUAGAAGUAUAACUUUGAUCAGUUCCCAGUUAAGAGUGCUGAGUCAGGAGAUAUUAUUGGAUGCAUCACCUCAACUCACUUAUCCACCAGACUUAUUAAGAGAAAGUGCAAUCUAGAUGAUUAAAUUGAAAAGAAUGUUAUUAAGGAGUACAGAAAUGUAUCUUCAGGCAUUUCCCUUAAUGAGCUCGGCAGAGUGUUCACCAGACACAACUUUGCCUUUGUCGACCACAAAUAUAUCGUAUCAAGUUUUGACUUGCUCAACUUCAUUAAGGAAAAGUAUUGA
Messenger RNA from Stylonychia lemnae, 1518 nucleotides. The record is from the annotation of a GenBank genome assembly. NCBI's taxonomy places the organism in Eukaryota, Ciliophora, Spirotrichea, Sporadotrichida, Oxytrichidae.